Messenger RNA from Mesorhabditis spiculigera, 285 nucleotides. Lineage: Eukaryota; Metazoa; Nematoda; Chromadorea; Rhabditida; Rhabditidae. The record is from the annotation of a GenBank genome assembly.
AUGCCGCUAAAAAUAUUUCUGCUCUUUCUUUUCCUUAAUUAUGCAGUUUCCGGAAAUUAUCUAACCAACAGCAAAUUGCCGCCACUCUGCCAGGGCCAGGGCGAUUGCCAAGCCAACUUCCACUGCGCGCAGGUCUCGAUCUUUGUCCGGAAGUGCAUUCCGAAGCAAAUCGUCUACGGUCGGUGCAGUCUGGCAAAUCAUAUGGAACGUUGUGCGGACGGGUUUUUCUGCUGUGCCCACGCCAUUAUCGGGUUUUGCGCUCGGAAUGGGGAACGCCAAUGUUUG